Messenger RNA from Raphanus sativus (radish), 1019 nucleotides. RefSeq lists its product as uncharacterized. The record is from RefSeq and is a predicted model, not a curated record. The coding region runs from base 212 to 889 and encodes 225 amino acids. Lineage: Eukaryota; Viridiplantae; Streptophyta; Magnoliopsida; Brassicales; Brassicaceae. The transcript is spliced from 4 exons.
ACAUAAACAAUCCAAAACUUCAAAAAACAUUCUUUAGUGUUUUUCUGUUUAUAUAAAGAGCAAAAGCAAACUGAUAUCUCUGGGAAAUUUUAUUCGGGAAACGCAAUCUAUUCAAAUUUCAUCCACAAGAGCCCUAGUUCAAGGGGAAGUAAAAGGCUGAAACAGCUUUGCUUUUGUGGGCAUUUCAGUACCUUUUCUAGAAGAUAGUAGAAUGGAUCGACUGGUUUCAGGGGAACAAGAUUUUGAAGUAGACAUUGAAGCUGGUCUAGCUCAUGUUACGCAAGAAUCCACUUCGGACAAUGUGUCUGAAAAGAUUGAUGAUGAUGUAAACUAUCCAUUAUUGGGAAACGAGGAGAAUCCAACAGAAACAAACAGUCAAAGUUUAGAUGGUUCUGAGAGAAAACGCGAUGUUGUAAAGUUCAAGAAACCAAGAAAGGCUUCAAAGCCACCUAGACAUCCAAAACGCCCUUCUUUGACGGCAAAUGACCACAAGGUGAUGAGGGAAAUAGCAGAGCUGGCUAUGAGAAAGCGUGCAAGGAUAGAAAGAAUGAAAAGUUCCUUAAGAAGAAUCAAAGCAGCCAAGUCAGCAUCAUCAACAUCAUCAUUUUCAUCCAUCAGCAUCUUCUCGAUGAUAGUAACGGUUCUAUUCCUCGGCAUUCUUGUCUUUCAAGGAUUCUUCACCGACAAUUCGAAUCUAAGUUCAGAAAAAUCACCUGCACCAGUUGUUUCACCUAACAAUAAAAUGGUUUCAGUUCAGUCCUACAAUGACUUUGCUCCCAUUAAGCUAACCGAUCCCAGUCCGACCACCUCGUACAGUUUCAGAUACACGAGGAAACGAAUUUCGGGUGCAGAGGAAGAAGAAUCCAGAGAUGUUAGUGUUACUAGAUGAGUUGAUGUGUUUGGUCUUUGAUAUCAACUCAAUAUGUUAAUUCUUUUUGGUUCAAGUUUUGUUCUCUGUCUUGUCUCCUUGUAGAUUUCUGUUGUGCAACUGUCUUGGCUAUAAUAACGGUCUUUGUCGA